Molecule: messenger RNA, 781 nt
Organism: Hydractinia symbiolongicarpus
Lineage: Eukaryota; Metazoa; Cnidaria; Hydrozoa; Anthoathecata; Hydractiniidae
Exons: 2
Coding region: 1-519 (172 amino acids)
Source: RefSeq, a predicted model, not a curated record
AUGAGUCAUAGAUAUUCGCGACGCAAUAACUUUUCGCAAUACACUAACUUUUCGCGACAUAGUAACUUUUCGCGACCGCUGCAACAUAUUCAUCGUCGUCACAUCCCUGUUGCUGAUGAACUCUGUCAUCUUUCUUCUACGAUUAGUAGAUCAAGCUACAAAACGUCGUAUCAAGCAGACUUUGAAGGAAAAGACUUCAGUAAAGUCUAUCCAAAACGUCUUUCCCUGCCGCCUGGAAAUCUCUCCCUUGUCGUCAACGCACACUGUAUAGCGAGUAUGAAGAAGGCUGAUGUAAUAUGUAACACUAAAACAGACAAAGAUAAUCAAACAAGUGUUCCACCUGAUGCAUCGAUGGUGGGACUCGAAACUUGCAAGAAAAACACGUUUGAAAAACAAGCCUCAAUGAUUUGUAAAACGCGGUAUGGAAAAAAUAAAUCAAAAGAUUUUCCGGCUAUUGGAAUUGUUCCAGGCGAAAACUUCAAACAAAUUGAAGAUCAUUGGUUGCCAGGUUUAAGAUAAUUUGUAUAAUUGCGAUAGUGAUUAACGUUUUUAAAUAAAGCAUAUAACGUAUGAUCACCACAGGGGAACUAGCUCAGAUGGUAGAGCGUCCGAUUCGCAUUCGGAAGGUACCGGGAUCGAUACCCGGGUUCUCCAUAACUUUUUUCAAGUUUUUAAUUUUACCAAAAAUUAUUUACAAUUUUUUUUGUUUUAACUAAAUAAAAUUCUUAGAUGUCUUAAAAUAACAGUUUUAGAUGUUUUAAAGAAAAGUAUAUUUUCAAAA